AUGGCUACAUUCCCUUGUAUAUUCUUUGCCGCGCUUAUCACUAUCGGCGGCGCCGUAUACAACAGGGAUCGCGACCGACAACGAGCCGACCCGCGACUACUCGACCGGGCCUGCGAACUCAGCUCCUGCUAUCCGGCUACUGGAAAUCUACUCAUCGGGCGAGAGGCGAGGCUCUCUGCCUCUUCGACUUGCGGCGCCUACGGCCGCGAACGAUAUUGUAUAGUGUCCCAUCUUGAAGAACGCAAGAAAUGUUUCUGGUGCGACUCGACGGAUAACACCGUGCACAAUCCACACCUCAAUCAUCGAAUUCAAAAUAUUAUCUACAAGUACUAUCCUGGCACUCGAACGAAGUCGUGGUGGCAGUCCGAAAAUGGCAAAGAAAAUGUCACGAUACAGCUCGAUAUGGAAGCGGAAUUCCAUCUUACCCAUUUGAUAAUACAGUUCAAAACAUUUCGUCCUAAGGCUAUGUUAGUGGAGCGGUCUUUCGACUUCGGCAAGACUUGGCGAGUUUAUAGAUACUUCGCUCAUAAUUGCGACGAAGCUUUCCCUUCUGUGCCCAAACACACGCAGCGGAGCUUAACUGAAGUUGUUUGUGAAUCUCGUUAUUCAGGCGUUGCGCCAUCGACUGAGGGUGAAGUGAUAUUUAGAGUGUUACCGCCUAAUAUUAACGUGACUAAUCCCUACUCGGAGGAAGUGCAAAAUCUACUGCGAAUGACGAAUUUAAGAAUUAAUUUCACCAAGUUACACACACUCGGAGAUGAUCUGCUCGACAAUAGAGCUGAAAUUCAAGAAAAAUAUUAUUAUUCCAUUUAUGAAAUGACUGUUCGGGGCUCUUGUUCUUGUUAUGGCCACGCUUCCCGUUGCCUUCCGAUGCCCGGUGUGGAAUCAAAGAAUAACAUGGUCCACGGACGCUGUGAGUGCACGCAUAAUACACGAGGGCUUAAUUGUGAAUACUGUGAAGACUUUUACAACGAUUUACCCUGGCAACCGGCGGUCGGUAAAACUUCAAACGCCUGUAAAAGAUGUACUUGUAAUAAUCAUGCUACUUCGUGUCAUUUUGACGCCGCAGUAUAUAACAAAACGGGUAAAAUUAGUGGAGGAGUGUGUGAUAAUUGUCAACAUAAUACAAUGGGUGUUAAUUGUGAGCGCUGUAAGCCGACUUUCUUCAAGGAUCCGUCCCUUGAUAUACAAAGCCCGGACGUAUGCAAACAAUGCGAUUGUGAUCCAGAAGGGACAACUGAUAAGGAAAUUCUUUGUGAUGAUGAAACUGAUACCGCUAACAACAAAACAGCGGGACGUUGUUUAUGUAAAGCUAAUGUAGAUGGGCCCCGUUGCGAUCGGUGUAGAGAUGGCUAUUGGAAUUUCGAUCCGGCAAAUCCUGAAGGCUGUGAAUCUUGUACUUGUAACAGUUUAGGUACAAUUAAUGAAAGGGGCUGUGAUCCGGCCACUGGAAAUUGUUUCUGUAAACGACACGUCACCGGAAGAAAUUGUGAUCAGUGCUUACCAGAAUUUUACGGCCUAUCGGAUAGUGACGACGGUUGUUCCCCGUGUGAUUGCGAUGUAGGAGGUUCAAUAGACAGAGAUUGUGACGUAAUAACUGGUCAAUGCAAGUGCCGUCCUAAUGUUACAGGCCGACGCUGUGAUCAACCUAUCCAAAACUUCUUUGUUGGCGCACUAGAUUCGAUUGUUUUUGAAGCAGAAUCUAGUCAAUGUGAUUCUCAAAUCGAUGACAAUGCUAUUCAAAGCCAAUUAUGUCAUGUUGUUAUUCGUGAGAAUUUCCCCGAUGGAAGGAAAGAGACCUGGACUGGGCCUGGUUUUAUGAAAUUACCCGAGAGUAGUACUCUCGUAUUUGUAAUCAACGAUUUGAAAACUAGUAUGAAUUAUAAUGUUCUUAUAAGAUAUGAGCCGCAGUCUACAACUAAUUGGGAAGAAGCUACUAUACUAGUGAAACGUCCUCCGAUUGAUCCCGAUUCACCUUGUGCUAAAGUUCGACCUCAAGAUGACACUAUUCUCACAAAUCUUCCCGCAAAUCAGCGUAGUGUUUUAGUUCGCCCGCCAAUAUGCUUAGAAAAAGAUAAAGAAACUGAAGUCCGUAUAUAUCUAGGGAGACAAGAUGGCCACACUUCAAAUAGCAGAGCUUCUGUAUUAAUCGACUCUAUUGUUCUAAUUCCAUCUAUCAAUGAUUUACCAUUUUUGUCAAAUAACACCCCUGCAAGAGAAGAAUUUGAGAGAUACAACUGCGGAGAUCAAUAUUACUACGACUUAAAUAGAGACAAUGUACCAGAAAUCUGCAAAAACUACCAUGCCAGUAUCGGGUUCUAUAUCAGAAAUGGAUCAGAAUCUUGCCAAUGUGACCCUUCGGGUUCAAAAAGCCAUCAAUGCGAUCGGUACACUGGAUACUGCCAAUGUGUAGAAAAUAUUGUAGGUGCGCGGUGCGAUCGUUGCGCUCCAGGCACGUAUGGCUUUAGUAAAUUUGGAUGUAAGCGUUGCGACUGUAAUAGCAUUGGGUCCUUGGACAACUUUUGUGACGCUACUAGUGGUCAAUGUAAAUGCAGAGCAAACACUUACGGUAGGGCGUGUGACUUGUGUCAGCCAGGCUAUUUCAACUUCCCUAAUUGCCAGCAAUGUGACUGUAACGGACAUGCGAUCGAAUGUGAUGAUAAAACAGGAGCGUGUAGAGAAUGCAGAGAUUAUACUGAGGGACAUCGCUGUGAAAGGUGCAUAGAAGGAUAUUACGGUGAUCCUCGAUUAGGAAUUGAUAUUCCUUGCCGUCUCUGCCCAUGCCCGGGUGUUAAAGGUGAUCCGAAUAAAAGCAGCCACGCCGACCGAUGUGAGCUAGAUCCCGAAACUAAGGAUGUCGUUUGUGACUGUAAAGAAGGUUAUGCUGGUUUACUCUGUGAUGUAUGCGCCGAUAAUUAUUAUGGCGAUCCCAUAAAAGGAACAUGUGAAAAAUGUGACUGUAACGGCAAUAUCGAUAUUACAAAACCAGGCAACUGCGAUCCCUACACUGGAAAGUGUUUACAAUGCUUACACCACACGGCAGGUGACAACUGUGAAAUAUGUGAAGACGGUUACUAUGGAGACGCUUUAGAACAAGCAUGUUAUAAAUGUAAUUGUUCUGUAUUAGGUACAAACUUUACUAGAGGAAACUGCGAUCGAGUAACUGGCCAAUGCCCUUGCUUCAACAAUGUUAUGGGUGUUAAUUGCGAUGAAUGUACGGAAAAUCAUUGGAGAAUUGCCCUGGGAACAGGGUGUGAUCCUUGUGAAUGUGACCCUAUAGGUUCGCUUUCCGCCCAAUGUAAUCCUUAUAUUGGCAAAUGUGAUUGUAAGCCCGGACAUGGGGGAAGACAGUGUGAUCAAUGUCAAGAAAAUCAUUGGGGAGAUCCAAACAUCGAAUGUUAUGAAUGUGAUUGCAAUGUUUACGGCUCUGUAUCGCUCCAAUGUAUGAGAGAAAAUGGAUCUUGUCCUUGCAAACCGGGAAUAGGAGGUUACAAAUGUGACAUGUGUGCACGAGGAUAUCUUGGAGAAGCUCCCGAAUGUUAUGCUUGUGGUGAAUGUUUUGAUAACUGGGAUCUCUUGAUUGGAAAUCUACGCAUUCAAACAGAAUAUGCUAUUGCUAAUGCUAGUAAGAUAAAAGUUGUCGGAGCAACUGGUGCAUAUACAAGAGAUUUUGAAGAGAUGACUAUGAAAUUAUCUGAAGUAGAAAAUGCCUUAGAAAGUGCUAAAUUGGGACAGAGCACAGUUAAAGAACUAGUUUCUAAUAUUUCAAGCUUACAAGAACAUCUUAACCAGGCAGAUAAUAAAAUAAAAGAAAGCAAUGAUAAUCUAAACGCCAUAACAUCUAAAAUUAACUUGGGAAAUGUAACCUUAGAUGGUUUAAGAGCUAGUAUAGAAAACUUGAAAAGUAAGACGCUAGAAUUGGGUAAUAAUGCAACUAAAUUACAAGAGGCUAAUCUUGAGGGUGCUCUUAAUUUGACUCGGGAAGCUAAAGAAAGGGCUGUGAAGGCAGCUGAUGAUGCUGAAAGCGUGCAGACUAUAAUUGCCAAUACUGAUCGGCAAAUAAAAAAUACUGAUAGACUUAUUGAGAUGCAAUAUGCAAACUUUAACAACACACAAAAUGAAAACGAAAAGAAACUCGACGAACUUCAUGAUAUUUUGUCUCAAUUUGAUGUAGAGUUUCCUAAAAUAAAUGAAAUAAUGUGUGGACAAGAGAGUGAUACUUGUGACAUAUGUGGUGGUGCAGGAUGUGGAAAAUGUGGAGGAAUAUCGUGUGAUCAAGGAGCGAUUACUAAAGCAGAACAGGCUUUAGAUUUUGCUAACAAAACAGAGCACAGAAUCAAGGAGCAUGAGCUAUCAGCUGAAGACUUAUUUAGAGCAGUGACACAAGUUAAACAAGAUACUGUUUCAGUACGUUCGCGAGCAAAUGAUUUGUUUAAUAGGGCUAAUAACUUUAAAUUGUCAGCGGAAAAAGUUAUAAAUGACAGCGUGGAUCUAACUUCAGAAUUAAAGGAGUUCUUAUCAAACACCACUAACACCCCCGCAGAUGUCAGAACUCUCGCAAACGAUAUUCUUAACUUAUCUAUACGUAUAGAACCGAAAGAAAUAACUGAACUCUCACAACGAAUAAACUCAACUGUAUCACAAUUAACGAAUAUUGAAAAUAUUAUAUCCGAAACAAAACCAGACCUGGACAGAGCAAACGCUCUUAAACAGAAUGCGACUGCCGUAAAUAAAGAAGCCAACAUAACUUUAGAAAUGGCAAAUAAAGUCUUGGAAGCAUUAGACGAAGCUCAAGCAGCACAGGAUGCAGCAGAAGAUGCUAUUGACAAAGCUAAUAACGAUAUAGAAGCGGCUAAAGGAGAUCUUUUACCAAUUGCUUUAGAAACAGAACAAGCGCAGAAGAAGGCUAAUGAAACUAUGGACGAAGUUGAAGGACUGCGUUUUAGAUUAUCCGAUUUACAGAAGAACAUAUUGAAAAUUGAAAGCGACGCUGAUCAAGUGAAGCAAGAAGCAAACGAUGUUGUAAACAGGGCUGAAACAGCUGAGCAAAAGGCGAGACAGCUAAGACAAGACUUUAAAACUACCAACAUGUCCCUCGCUGAAAGAGCAAACCAGACAUCUAACUCUAGGGAACGAGCACAACUUUUACUAAAUCGAGCCACUAAACUUGCUAGUGAUACACAAACACAAUUGAAACUUCUCGCUAAUAUGGAGGAACUAUACAAUGAUCAUAAUGAACAACUCAAUACUUUGGAAAAAGAAAUAGGUGAGCUCAAUUCUCAAAUGAAUUACUACUUAUCGGAAAUAACGAAACGAUCCGACAACUAUAGAUCCUGUACAACAUGGCUCUACCUAGAACCAAUUCUACUUAAUGACGAAGGAGAGUUAGGGGUGAAGUUUCGUAAAGUGGACCAAGGUUUUAAGCAAGUUGCGCGUAUUGUUGAGUCAGAUCCGCGUCUCUCGGCCCUACUUCAAACGCCUAGACUUCAACAUAUGCUGGAUGGAAUUUCAGAACAACUCAACGCUUGCCAAUCGGCUCUCAACCAAUACAUAGACGAUAAGCGUUCGAUAUUCCCAAGACUGUACUUCUUAAGUGACGAUGAUCUCUUGGAGUUGCUGGGACAAGCUCGAUCUGGGGCAGAAGGAAGAGACAGCGUGCUGCAAACUCAUCUGAAAAAGCUGUUUCCUGGUAUCCUUGGAGUGGGCCUCGGCCCAGAGGGCUUAUCCAUUACCACUCUCUGUUGCCACUACGAAGAAACCUUUACUCUCGAGCAUCCAGUAGAUAUCGACUGCCCUGUUGAGAUAUGGCUGAAAAACCUCGAGAAUGAAAUACGCACGUCGUUGAAAAAUAUAACAUUAAAUUGUAUAAGUACGAAUAAAGACCACGAUCCAUUUUCGCUGCCGACGCAAAUAAUGUGCUUAGCGCAAAACAUCAGAUUCACUCAGCAAGCAGAAAAAGCGAUAGCAAACAAGGAACUGCGAAGUUUAAAAGAGGCGAUCGAGAAAGAAAACGAGUACUAUGCGACCGGGGAAUUCGAAGAUGAAGCAGAGAAGUUCAAAAAACAAGCGCUUAUAUUGCAAUGCGCGUAUUACAAAGCUGUAAUAAGUUAUUUACUUGAACACAAUGUCGUCUCAACAGCUGAUUGGUUAUGGCAAAAGCAAUUACGCUUCUAUUUAGUUAAUAAAAGCGAAGUUGUGGCAAGAAUGGGACUUGCUGAAAUUUCAUAUUCGUAUGAAUAUCUCGGGAAUCAAACUGGACAAUUUGUGCGUACCGAGUUGGCAGAGGAAUGCUUUCUUAUAUUAACACAGUCCCAACAUUUCGGAUUUAUCGGAAAUCCGUUCGGCCCCGCUGGUACUGGCAAAACUGAAUCUGUAAAAGCAUUGGGUGGAUUACUGGGAAGACUGGUGUUGAUUUUCAACUGCGAUGAAGCACUGGACGGUGAAUGUAUGGGCCGUCUAUUAACUGGGCUUUCUCUGAGCGGUGCUUGGGGAUGUUUUGAUGAAUUUAACAGGCUAUCCACUGACACUUUGGCUACCGUGUCUCACCAGUUCUCUUCUAUACUAUCCGCGAUGCUGCAUAAGUCUGAUACUAGUACGACUGCCCUAUUAAAUGGAAAGCAAGUGGAAGUAUCCCGUUGGUGUGGUAUAGCGGUUACCUUAAACCCGGCUGGCCGUGGUUACGGAGGCCGGCGUGAAUUACCAGCAGCGCUACAGCGUGUGUUACGUCCCGUUGCGUUGACGACACCGACGCCUGCGCCGCUCGCAACCCACCUCCUGGCUGCCCACGGGUCUGUCCAGCCAGAACGACUAGCACACGAUCUCACCACUGUGUUUAUGCUUUCCAGUAGUCUUCUAAGCAGCCAAAGGCAUUACGAUUGGGGACUGCGAGCGCUAAAAGCAGCAGUGGGCAGUUGCGGUGCUGCUUUGCGUACACAUAGCGCUCGAGACGAAAUAGCACAGCGCGCCAUCUUGCGGAAAGUGCUUAAAUUAAACAAUCUUUCUAAACUUACUAAGCCGGACGCAGAAAGGUUUGAGAAUAUUUUAUCGUUAGUGUUCGCCGAUAUCCCCGAAGAAGAGUCAAAAGUAGAUUCUAUUCAUGCAUCGAUUGAGUCAUCUUUUGAACCGUUACAAUUGACACACAAUCAGUUACAGACUCAAAAAUGCAUGGAGCUUUUCGAGCAAUUGCAACAAAGAAUGGGCGUAGUUAUAGUAGGUCCACCAGGUUCUGGUAAAACAACCAUCAGGAAACUACUCAAAGCCGCUUUAGUUCAACGUGGUAGGACUAUAAUGGAACACGUUAUUUACCCGAAGGCGGUAAGUCGUGAGUGCUUAUUGGGGCAUGUUGACGCUGAAACGCGUCAAUGGACUGAUGGGGUUAUUUCCACCACGGCUUUGCAAGUUUCCCAGCAGCCUCCAGACAUUUGGUCGUGGGUCGUAUGCGACGGUGACAUAGAUCCCGAAUGGAUAGAAGCUCUGAACUCUGUCUUAGAUGACAAUAGACUAUUAACUCUACCUUCGGGUUGGCGGGUACAGUUUGGACAGAAUGUAAACUUUAUCUUCGAGACACACAGCUUAGAGCAUGCCUCGCCGGCUACUAUUUCUCGUAUGGGCAUCAUUUUGUUCAGCGAGGAUGACAGCUGUGCAAAGGAGCUUCUGCAAAAUUGGAUUAGAAAAGCUGAUCGUGAUAAUGAAGUUAUUAGAUUAGUAACACCGUCGCUGCAAAAUGUUAUAGAUAGGUGUUUGAAGUGGUUCUUUAGCCACAAAAAUAAUGUUGCCGUGACAUCUAAUAGGGCUUCGAUGGUAAAGCAAAUAUUAAUUCAACUCGAAUACAUAAUUCAAGAUGUGGAUACGAAUAAGCACUUGUCACCAGAAGAAAUAAUCUAUCUCUCUCUGCAAUACAGCGUGAUGGGUCUACUCAAAGAAAGUUCGAUACAUUUGUUUGAGGAAGAAAUGUCCGAUGUAUUGGGUCCAACGCCUAAUAAACCUCCUGGUAUAGGCGAGCGUGUAUCUGAAGCCUUAAUAAUGUCGCCAAGACUAGAUGCGCCCGCGCAGACCCUCCGCGCCGCAGUGCAUGCGCGCUCUCACGCUAUUAUUUCCGGACCAGAGGCGUCUGCUAAAUAUGCUUUGGCGGAAUAUAUUUUGAGAGAAACUGAUGCGACAGUGGUUACUAUAGACUGCACUCCGAUAUUAGAGCCUUCUGAUAUCAUUACUGAACUCAAAAGGAAAAACGUAGUGCGUUCAACCGGGGCUUCGAACUCGCAUGUCGUUCUAUUGGUGCGCGCGAUACACAGGGCAAAACUGGAUGCCUGGGGCUCCUCCUCUGUUCAUGCUUUUCUGCUUCAGUUAAUUCAAGGCAAUGGAUUCUGGAGCUCGGAGGAUAGUGGGUCCCAGUGGCACAGUACAACGCGUGUCAGCGUGGUGGUGACAGCGGAAACGACAGUCAAUAUCGCAUCUCGUCUGACGUCGGCGCUUGCGCAUGUUACUAUACCAGACCCUACGGAUGAGGAGCUCUCGGAACUUGUAAGAAACUACUUAACAGAAAAUAUGAUCAGAAAUAUUACAGAUCUCGAAAUGAUAUCUUUGGCGCAGACUAUUCUAUCUAUGUUCAAAGAGAUUAUCGAGCGGUUUGAUACAAAAUCACAUUAUGUUUGGAAUUCUUCCCAUUUGAAACAACUAUGUGAGAGUGUAAAAUGGUACAGCCCAUCAAAUGUCAGUGAAAUUACAAUGGCCCUUCAUGCGCAAGCCCAGAGAAUAUUCAAAGAUCGUCUCAUAACAGAGGACGAGAAAGAAACAUUUGAUGGUAUAGUUAGGAAAUGCCUCAAAAUUGACAAAGAAUUUUAUUAUAAAUCUAUACAACGUGGUGACGGAAUUUACUUGGAAACCGUGGACUAUGCCAACUGGUAUCAGAACACGCAGACGCUCAUUAACCAGUGUUUAACAGAUAACGAAAAAAACAUAAUAAACCUAGAAGUGUGUAAGGAACUGUCGCACUUAUGUCCUUCCAUCGCUCUUACGCUCAAUGGAAAUAUUAGGACGUGUGUAAGUGCCGUUGGUGCCGGCGCUGUGGAGGCGGGGUAUUUAACGUGCGCUGCACUUUCUGCUCAAUGUCUACUUGCUGAACUGCCUUCACACUUCACCAAUACCUUUAGAGCGGCCCUAACAGCAGCUAGUGAAGGCACCAAAACGUUGUUAUUAGUAACCGAAUGGACGGCGGAUGCGAAAAACUUGGCGGUAAUAGAAGCAUACAUCCGUGCUCAAUCCGUAUAUGCACUGCCGUCUUAUAUUAUGCCGGCUAUAGGGCAGAAUGCUGAAGACGUAUUUAUAAACAUGAAACAAAAUCUUGGUAUUUUAAUCUGCCUCAACAAGGACCAAGAAAAUCUAUCCGAACUGCUAAAUAGAUACCCGUUUUUACAUACAACUGGUCAGUUGACAUGGCUCGAAAGGUGGUCGGAAUCUACAAUAAGAGAGAUGCCGACUUUGAUCAUUCAGAGGUUAAUAAAAGAAGAUGGAAGUGACGCAUGGAAAGAAGACCAAAAUGCAAUUCCGUUAGAAGAAAUAACAAGCAUCUAUAACAGUUUGGAAGCAGAUUGGUUGAAAAGCCCAUAUCGAUACAUUUGCUUCAUUAAAUCUUUUUACAACAUUGUGCUGAAGAAGAAAACUACUCUAUCUCAACGCUACAAUAUGUUAUCGGCCGGCGUAGACGCACUCCGCCGUGCACGCAGCGAAGUAAGUGUGCUACAAACUCAAGCGGCCGAACAAGAGGUGGCGCUGAGUGACAAACGAGAGAAAGCCAACAAGGCUCUAGAACAAAUAAGCGCUACUGUAAGAGCGAACACAGACAAGCAUGAAGAGAUGCAAAUUCUCAAGAAGAACAUUGAAUUAGAGAACGAGAAGCUACAAAUACGUAAAAAGGAAAUAGAAGAAGAAUUAGCGUCCGUAGAACCCGUCAUUGCCACUGCACGAGCCGCCGUAGGCGAUAUUAAGCCGGAGUCAUUAAGUGAAGUGCGAUCUCUACGAGCGCCACCCGACGUUGUCCGCGACGUUCUAGAAGGGGUGCUUCGGCUCAUGGGCAUCGCUGACACUUCGUGGCACUCCAUGAAGAGUUUUCUUUCCAAACGCGGAGUAAAGGAAGAUAUUCGAUGUUUAGAUGCUAGUCAAAUAAGCGCCGAAGCAGUUCAGUCGGUUGAGCGUCUACUGGAAAAGCGUGGAGCUUCAUUUGAGCAAGCGACUGCGCGUCGAGCCAGCGCCGCCUGCGCACCGUUAGCAGCGUGGGUCCGUGCCAACCUUGCUCAUGCCGCGGUUCUAUCGCGAGUCAAACCUUUACAACAGCAACAGCGUCAGUUGCAUAAAAACCUUCAGCAAGCGGAGAGCGAAUUGGAGGCUCUAUCAAGUGGGAUGUCAUCUGUAGAGGAGCGUGUGACGUCACUAAAGGAGCAGCUAGGUCAGCACACCCGAGACGCUGCAGCUAUAGAGAUGCGGCUAGCUGCUGCCACAGAGACAAUACAACACGCUAACAACUUGCUGCAACAGUUGGCUAACGAGUAUGAUACGUGGGAGGAAGACUUGCAGAACAUAUCUCUGGAGAUAUCUGAACUGAAUCAAAGAUCGCUUUUGGCCGCUGCAUACUUAGUUUAUCUUCCUGAUCUCACGGAACCCCAGUCAAAAACUCAAAUAACAAAGUGGUCAAAGCUGAUUGGAUAUGAAAAAGAAGAUUUCUCGGUCAUAAACUUCCUCUCUACUCCCGAAAAACAAUUGAAAUGGGAAGCUGAUGGCCUACCAUUAGAUCAAACCGCGCUGAAAAAUGCAGUUUUAAUCAGUCAAAUUCUAGAUACCCGCAGAUGUGGUCUGACACCUCUCAUCAUAGACCCAGACGGGGAAGCUUUGUCCUGGCUUAGAAAUACCCUCAAUGGCACAGUGCCAUGUGAGUUCGUAUCGCAAAACAGAGAUAAAAUACACACAGCAGUACAGUAUGCUGUUAGGCUAAAUCGUUUCAUUGUCAUUUACGAUGUGGACUGCGUGCACGCAUCAUGGUGGGGCGGUAAUGUUGUUGGCGGUGGCAAAUUGUUGCUUCUGUCGCGCGACACCUCCCUACCUCAAAGAUUACCUGCCUAUGUACUUGCUGUACUAAACCCGUUAUAUUUUACCGCGAGGCUACACGCAUUACUUGAUCAAUUGAUUCACUACACUAUGCAAAAACAAAACCCGGAAAUGAACGAAAAGGCAAAGGAGAUUAAGCUGAAAAAAGCUACGUUACAGAAACAACUCUACGAACUACAGGAAAAUCUAUUAAAAGACCUCUCGAGCAACAACGAUAUACUACACGACGCCAAUGUAAUAGCGUCGCUGAACAAAACCCGAGAGACGAGCAUGACUAUUUCUGAAUCGCUCAAGUCUGCUCAAAGCAUUGAGGAGGAAUUUAAGUUCUCAUGCAAAGCGUAUGAAGAAAGUGCUUUGAAAGCAGCACAUCUGAUUCUGGCUGUUAAGGAACUGGCUGGGAGAAAACCUUUAGUUUCCAUUCCUGUUGAGACUAUGUUGGAUGUUUAUGUUGAAGCUGUUAAAAGGGUUAAGGACAUUAAGACCAUGAACAGCAACGAUAUUGUAAAACAUUUAUUACGAAGAGUAAUAGAAAGAGUUUUGCUUAGUUUACAUAAAAAAGAAAAGUACAUAAUUGUAUUACAUUUGCUGAGACAAGUGUGCGAUGACUUGAUACCUGAAAAGCUUUGGAAUCUAUUUGUCGCAAGCUACGAGUUCGUUGAUAAUCGUGAAAUAACUAUAGUGAAGACCAGUUACAAUUGGAUUCCUGACGAAUGCUUAAAGAAAGUAACUAUGAUUAAGUUGGAAAACGAACAACUAUUUAUCAAAUUAUCAUUGGAUGAUACAAUAUGGCUAGAAUUUAUUAAGACGGGAGAUAUUAAAACAAUUAAUAAAUUAAAUCUGACUUCAUUUGAAACUGUCCUUGCGGUCUCCGCCUUGCGACCAGAUAGCUUGUAUCGAGCUGUAAUUAGUUUGGUAGAUAACGUUUUAGGUACUGGCGUUAUGUGUGGUGGGGACACAAUUCGUAGAGCACAAAUUUGGUCAUCGGCAAAGCGUAGUAUUCUCUUGCUGGGCACCCACGCUGCUGAUCAGCUACAGGCUCAUGCUUAUCCCAGGCUUCUUAAACAGUUGGGAAUCGAUGAAGGGCGACGAGCUUGGAACGACGCCGUAGAAGAAUGCCGAAGUGGGGGGUGGCUUGCUAUAAAUGUCGGUGCUUCCCCCUUCUCCAAAGAUCUAAGAGAAUUCCUUGACGAACUGAGAAAUCGCUCGUUCCAGGAUUUCAGCGAAGAGUUUCGCGUGUGGAUCAUUGCGGAGGAUCGCGAAAUUCCCGCUGUCAUUUCUGGAUCAUGCGUCAACGUAGUACUUGAGAGUGCAGAAGGUGUUAAACGCAACGUUUGUAGUACUUUGAGUGCGUGGAGCGGAGGCAUCCACACUGCGCCUGUUGCACGACGCCUCGUUAACAUCGCUAUGCUUCAUGCACUUGCGUUGGAGCGAAGAGCGUAUGUGCCUUUGGGUUGGUCCCAGUGGUACGAAUGGGGCUGGGGUGAAAUCAGUAUGAUGCGCGCAUGUACAGUGUCCCAAAAUACGGUUGGGUCGAGCAUAUGUAGUGCUCUAUGCGAAGCUAUGUACGGGGCACGUGUACCGUCGCCAGCGGAUCGUCGUCUCCUUCGCGCCCUCGUCGCUUCGUGUCUCGGCGAUGCAGCACAAGCACAUGCUUAUACUCUUCCGGGAUUGAAGGCGCCCUUGCCGUAUACUGACAGGUUACAGGAUUAUAUUUCGGCGAUAGAAAAUUUACCUGAAUUAGAUUCACCGCAACUGCUCGGCUUAGCACAGAAUUGUCGCCUAGCUUGGGAGAGGAAAGCAGCAGAUGACAUCGUCAGUGGCUUAAAAGACAUUACUUCAACAACACCCACAAGAAAUAACGGCAUUGCUCCAAUAAAGUCACUUCUUAACUUGUGGAAGAAACUGAUGACGGGCAAUCCCUUCGUGAAGGCAGAAUACACGGUUGAUAAGGUUGGCAGUGGUUGGUGGGGCUGCGUAUGCGCAGGAGAGGCCAGCGAUGCGGCCCGCUCAACUCGCGUACUACAUCGGGCUCUCGCGAGCUUUGCUCAUCGUUACCAAUCGCAUAGAGUUUCUACACUUCAAAACGUACCGGAGCAAUGGCAGUUACUGUGGCCCGGGCCAGAGAAACCUGAUGAUUAUAUUCGAGAAUUUUGCUUCCGAGCUCGCGCCGCGGCUGAUCGUCUUACGGAAACAAUCUCUAACAAUUAUUUACCUAAGGUAUUAGACAUUCGAUCACUGCUGUGCCCCGGACGUUUGCUGCAGGCGUUACAGGCAAACACAGCAGAGCAAAGAAAGUGUUCGCCAUACGAGCUUCGACUCUCUGUGCAUUGGGACCAAAAAAGAUUAUUUCGUGUUUAUACAGAAUGCGAAGGCGGUUUGAUUGUAACUGGUUUACAAUUGAGCGGUUGCCGAUGGGACAACGGAGCCCUAUCUCCGGCGCAACCGCUUGCUCCGCCACACACCCCUGCACCACCGCUGGCGUUUAAAUACGUUCCCACCGGGGAAACGCUUUUGCAGGAAUUACGCUGGGCGGAGGUUCCACUUUACGGUAGUGUGUCGCGUACAGCACUGUUGUGCGAGGUGCGUGCGCCACUUGCACCCCAUUUUCCUGCAAACGCCGCUACGUUACACGCAGCUGCACUUUUUAUCUCUCCAGUUGACUAA
Leptosia nina is the source of this 13761-nucleotide messenger RNA. Lineage: Eukaryota; Metazoa; Arthropoda; Insecta; Lepidoptera; Pieridae. The record is from the annotation of a GenBank genome assembly.